Molecule: messenger RNA, 2679 nt
Organism: Triticum aestivum (bread wheat)
Lineage: Eukaryota; Viridiplantae; Streptophyta; Magnoliopsida; Poales; Poaceae
Product: probable indole-3-acetic acid-amido synthetase GH3.11
Exons: 9
Coding region: 675-2393 (572 amino acids)
Cellular component (GO): cytoplasm
Molecular function (GO): acid-amino acid ligase activity
Source: RefSeq, a predicted model, not a curated record
AAGGUUGUGAGCACCAUCCACCCAAAGCAGAGAGUCUAGCUCCUACCUUUUGUUACAAAAGUGUGUUGGGCUGUUGAAGAAAGAUCCAGCCAUUGGUGCACACACAAAAAUCCAAGUUGCAGCUGUAGGUGCUCUCCUACAUAGCAGUGGAUAGGAAGAUGUGUAGUUCCUUCCUUGAUGUCCCCCACCAUCCACCAAUCCACCAUCCUCCUCCAAAGAAAUGCUACUAGGCUAGGUUGGGCUAGGUCAGAUAGGGGGCAGCCACACACACUGAGCAAGCAAGCAUGAGAUAGUCCAGGCCUCUACUGUUGUUCUUGACGGAAAGAAGGAACACAAAAAGAUCUGGUAACAAGUUGCAGUAUUAUGCACAAGCAGAGGGUCUCUACUCUGUACUCCGGAAGAGUAUGUAAGAGUGCCAGAGUCAGUCGACCCAAUGCUACUCCUACCAGGAAAAAUGAGAUGUAAUUCCUAAAAGGUGCAUAAUGGUAAUUGGUAAACAGGUGGAGUUUCAUGUCACAAGACAAAAUGAGUAGAAAAAUAAUAGUGCGGGUUCCAGAAAUAUUGAAACAUACUGUCAUGUCCAGAAAGAUAGUAAGUGGAUCAUCUUACACGGGCAGAUGGGCUGCACUUUCUAAUUGGGCUGCAAGCAAAGCGACGCUCUUCAAGAGCUCGAGAUGCUGACAGUGAAUGCCAAGGAAGCCCAACAGCUUAUACUGACAAAAAUCCUUGAGAGGAACCAAGCUAGUGAGUACUUGAGCAAAUUCAUGAAUAGAUCCACAAACACAUCCACCUUCAAGAGAAACGUCCCAGUAGUGACAUAUGAUGUGGUCCAGCCGUACAUCACAAGGAUCUCAACUGGCGAGGAUUCUUCCAUUAUAUCUGGAGACCGAAUCGUAGAACUGCUGAGAAGCUCCGGAACUUCUCGGGGUGAGCCAAGAUUGAUGCCAGCCAUCUCCGAGGAUCUUGACCGUCGAACCUACCUUUAUAGUCUGCUAAUGCCGAUAAUGAACAAGUAUGUAUCAGGCCUUGGUGAGGGGAAGGCCAUGUAUCUUCUCUUUGUGAAAGCAGAAACGCUGACGAAUUCUGGCAUUCCAGUUCGAUCAGUCCUCACUAGCUAUUACAAAAGCCCUCACUUCCUGCACCGCAAACAUGACUUGUACAACAACUACACCAGUCCUGAUGAGGUAAUUCUUUGCCCUGACAGCCAGCAGAGCAUGUACUGCCAGCUGCUAUGCGGCCUGGUUGAACGCCAGCAUGUCCUCCGUCUUGGGGCAGUCUUCGCCUCGGCGUUCCUUCGGUCUAUCAGCUUUCUUGAGCAGCACUGGUGUGACCUUGUCACUGACAUACGUAAUGGUAAACUCAAUCCCAAUGUCACCAACACCAAAUGCCGGUUGGCCAUGGAGUGCUUUCUCGCAUUGCCCAACCCGGAGCUCGCUGAUGAGCUUGAGGAAAUCUGCGGCUGUGGGCCAUGGAAGGGGAUUCUAGGCAGGCUAUGGCCUAAUGUCAAGUACAUCGAAGCUGUUCUUACAGGAACAAUGGCACAAUACAUCCCCAUGCUGGAGUUCUAUAGUGGUGGUAGGAUUCCCUUGGUAUGCACCAUGUACGCCUCGUCGGAGAGCUAUUUUGGUGUCAAUCUGAGGCCACUGUGCAAACCAACGGACGUGUCUUACACCAUCCUCCCAAACAUGGCCUACUUUGAGUUCAUUCCUUUGGAGGAUGGCCUCAGAGUGACGGAUGAUGAGGAGGUGGUGGGGAAUGACAAGCUUGUCAGCCUGGUGGAUGUCAAGGUCGGAUGCUACUAUGAGCUUGUGGUCACCACAUUUUCUGGUCUUUACAGGUAUAGGGUUGGCGAUGUGCUUCAGGUCACAGGCUUCUACAACCGUGCGCCGCAGUUCAAAUUCAUCUGCCGGAGAAACGUGAUCCUCAGCAUCGACACCGACAAGACCAACGAGGAGGAUCUCCACAACAGCGUCACGCGUGCCAAGAAGAUCCUGGAGGACAGAAACCACAUCCUCCUGGAGUACACCAGCUACCCAGACACUUCCACCGUCCCUGGACACUAUGUGCUCUUCUGGGAGAUCAAGUCCACCUGCGAAGGCGUGCAGCCCCUCGACCCUCAGCUCCUCGAGAGCUGCUGCGUCUCCGUCGAGGAGUCGCUCGACUACAUCUACAGGCGCUGCAGGGCGCACGACAAGUCGGUAGGCCCGCUGGAGAUACGGGUGGUCGAGGCCGGCGCGUUUGAUGCUCUGAUGGAUCUGCUGGUCAGCCAGGGCAGCUCCAUCAACCAGUACAAGACCCCGAGGUGCAUCGAGUCCGGCCUCGCGCUGAAGCUGCUCAACUCCAAGGUCACGGCUUCCUUCUUCAGCCCCCGGGAUCCUGAGUGGACCAUGUAAAAGCUUUCAGGGAGGGCCUGGGAGAGGCUGCAAAUCUCCGGUCUGAUCGUGCCAGCCCGCUGCUCGGAUAACCCGAUGGCAGUAUUUCUGCUGCUUGCGUUUUUCAUUUGGAGAACUACCACUACUUGUUAUAGCGCUUUCUUGUAUUAUUGCCAAGCCCUAAAGCAGAAUGAAGUAUUCGCCAUUUUUUUUGAAUUAAAAUUCGCCAUUUUUUUGCUACUCAUGUACUAUGAUUGUUCAUCUCAUCAUCUGAGCUCCAAACUGAAUGGUGAUACUACUAUAUUUA